This is a messenger RNA of Daucus carota subsp. sativus, 1190 nucleotides long. RefSeq lists its product as uncharacterized. The record is from RefSeq and is a predicted model, not a curated record. Lineage: Eukaryota; Viridiplantae; Streptophyta; Magnoliopsida; Apiales; Apiaceae. Gene Ontology annotation, biological process: proteasome assembly. Bases 108 to 962 code for a protein of 284 amino acids. The transcript is spliced from 7 exons. Gene Ontology annotation, cellular component: nucleus; cytosol.
AAACAAGACAGUACAAAAGGAUCCCAAAACGCUAAACUUGUUAUUCAAGAAUUGAAGCAAGACAUCGCAUACCGAGAGAUUGAGAAGCUCCAUAAACCCCAAAAAAAAUGGAAUUUAUAUCUGAAGAUGGCAAAACCUUAGACCAACAAUGUUCAACCCUUGUUCUGCCCGCGUUGUCAAUUGGGAAUGUGGGCCAGUUGGGUGUGGAUUUGUUAAUAAGCUCCACAAGAGCCCAGAGAAUCGGGUAUUUGGAUGACCCGAAUGUGCUUCCUUGCGUUGGGAAUGAUGCUUAUACCCCUUCACUCAAACCCCAACUUGCUCUUUCUCUUGAAGCUUAUGAUUCGUCUUCUAAUUCACUCACUUUUGUCCAGCAAAGGUCUCCUGUUGUUAAGGGAAUGAUGCUUGAAUAUGCAAAGAAUCUUGCUGAUUUUGCUGCUGCUAACGGAAAGAAACAUGUGGUUGUGCUCUCGAGCUUAGACUUUGGGCGGUGGCAAACGAUUGAUAUGUCAAGUGGUUUGCAGAUAUACUACCUCUCUAGUGCCAAUAUGGAUGGAACAGAUGAUGAUUGUGAGAGACUUGGGUGGAAAAGACUCCAAGAAUAUAAUCCUGCUCAGAGGAGGUGGAAAUAUCUAGACGAUUUAGCCGAAGGAAAGAUGGUGCAGGAAGACACUUCGACGUUUGAAGAUGACAUGCAAGAUGAAGAUUACCUUCCAAGUUUGCCUUUUGCUGCAAUGUUUUCUUGUUUUAAGGCUAAAGGUUUGAAGGUCACUUGCUUACUAUGCUAUUGUUCAGAAGGGGACAACAUGCCUGAUUCUUUUCAGUUGGCUGAAGCAGCAAGUAAAUUAGUGGGAUUGAGGGAUACUGAUAUUCAAGCAUUGACAGGCAAUGAAGGUGGUAAAUGGACGAUUCCUUUUUCAUGGCAAAGUGUCUAUGGACCUCCUGCAGAUAUGUCUAUCUUCUAGACUGAUCAGGUAGAUGAAUACAUGGGUUGCAGCUGCUAUGGAAAAUGGUAGUAUUCAAAAGGAUGAAAUAUGCACGGAUAUCUCAUGGGAUAUGAUGAUCAUGGAAACUGAUCUUUGUAUUCCAGUUUUGUUUUGAAAGAUGAUUGCUUGGAUUGUAAUCAUAUUUAUGUUAAACUUACCGAGUACUAACAUUAACAUAUUUGAUCAAAGGAACUAAAGUUUGCCUAA